UCUCUCUCUCUCUCUCUACACACGGCGGGUCUUUUGUUAGAAUGGCAAAGGAAGUUGAGAAAACAGUAGUAACAGAGAAGGAGUUCUCAGCCAAGGACUACCACGACCCGCCUCCAGCUCCGCUAGUGGACGUGGUGGAGCCGACAAAAUGGUCGUUCUACAGAGCUAUCAUUGCAGAGUUCAUAGCCACACUUCUCUUCCUCUACAUCACCGUCCUCACCGUCAUCGGCUACAAGAGCCAGAUUGACCCCAUCAAGAACCCUGACCAGUGUGGCGGUGUCGGCAUCCUCGGCAUCGCAUGGGCCUUCGGCGGCAUGAUCUUCGUCCUUGUUUACUGCACCGCCGGUAUUUCUGGUUAGUAUAACCUAAAACCAUUAUUUACCAUUUUACUAAUUUAAACCCUAAUAAUUAUACAUAUUUUUUUAUUAGUUAAGAUUGUCACUGACCUUUGUAAACAAUAAUUAUUCUACCUGCACAAAAAUAUUUGGCUGAAUUGAUGUAGGAUUAAUAAAAAGUGAGGGCAUGAUCAUUUCAUUCUAUGAUUUGAGGGAAAUAGGAGAGGGAAAGAAAAAGGGUUUUUAGGGUUCAUUCAAGAAGAAGAAGAAACCUUUGAGUAUUUUUUAUUUUUUAUUUUUUUGUAAAUGGAGAUGUUGAGAGUAAAUUUUGUUGUGAUGGGUGUUAUGGCACUUGUUUUGGCUCUGGUUGUUCCUUCUAUCAAUGCUCAUGCUCAUGUCCCUGCCCCUGCUCCUGCACCUGCCCCUACAAGUGAUGGGGUAGCAGUAGAUCAAGGAAUAGCAUAUGUGCUCAUGCUGCUUGCUCUGGCUCUUACCUACAUCAUUCACUGAUGAUCAUUGCCCUUACCCCAUAAAAAAAAAAAAA
Molecule: messenger RNA, 879 nt
Organism: Camellia sinensis
Lineage: Eukaryota; Viridiplantae; Streptophyta; Magnoliopsida; Ericales; Theaceae
Source: RefSeq, a predicted model, not a curated record